GUUGUUGCCGCACGAGAGCGUAGUAAUGUAACGCUCUAAACACCACAUAUUGAUGAUGGCCACAGCAGCUUAUAACUAUGUCGUUACCGCCCACAAACCUACAGCAGUCACAGCUUGUGCCACAGGGCACCUGACAUCAGCCACUGACCUAAAUCUAGUGGUGGCCCGCAACAACAGGGUCGAGCUUCAUCUGGUAACACCGGAGGGACUAAGGCCCCUCAAGGAACUCCCUAUAUAUGGCAAGAUUGCAUGUAUGCAUCUCUUCACCCCAAUGAAUGAGACCAAAGAUCUGCUAUUCAUCUUAACUACAAGAUAUUGUGCCAUGAUCCUAGAAUGUGUUGGCGACGGAGAACAUCUUGAAAUUCUCACCCGUGCUUAUGGAAAUGUGGCAGAUAAAAUUGGUAAGCCAUGCGAGACGGGAAUGAUUGCCAUUGUUGAUCCCCAAGCUCGGUGCAUUGUCUUGCGUCUCUACGAGGGCCUUAUUAAAGUCAUCCCACUUGACAAGGACAACAAUGAACUGAAGGCAUAUAAUAUUCGAGUGGAUGAACUUCAGAUCCAAGAUAUAGAAUUUUUAUAUGGUUGUUCAAACCCAACGAUAAUUGUUAUAUACCAAGACACUCAUGGAAGACAUAUCAAAACGCAUGAGAUCUCUCUGAAAGAAAAAGAAUUCUCCAAGAUGCCAUGGAAGCAAGACAACGUGGAGACAGAGGCAUCAACAAUAAUUGCAGUUCCUGAACCCUAUGGUGGAGCAAUUAUUAUUGGUCAGGAAACAAUCACCUACCUGACAGACACUUCUCAUGUGACUGUUGCUCCGGCACUUAUAAAGACAAGUACCAUUGUGUGUUAUGGUAAGGUAGAUGCCAAUGGCUCAAGAUACCUUCUGGGAGACAUGUCAGGUCGCUUAUUUAUGCUGCUGCUCGAUAAAUCAGAUGACCGAGCAGAGGCUGUUGUCAAAGUUGAGCUUCUAGGUGAGACUUCAAUCCCCGAGUGUUUGACUUACUUGGACAAUGGCGUGGUGUUUGUAGGAUCACGUCUUGGAGACUCACAGUUAAUCAAAUUGAACACGGAAGCAGACUCCUCAGGCCAGUAUGUCACAGUCAUGCAGACAUUCAACAAUCUGGGGCCCAUUGUUGACAUGGUUGUGGUUGACUUGGAGCGACAAGGCCAAGGACAGCUGGUUACGUGCUCAGGGGCAUUUAAGGAAGGUUCGCUACGAAUCAUCCGGAAUGGUAUUGGUAUCCAUGAACAAGCCUCCAUUGAGCUGGAUGGCAUCAAAGGCAUGUGGUCACUCAGUGUCAACUCACCAAAGCACCACAAUACCAUCGUCCUCUCCUUUGUUGGUCUCACCAGAGUGUUGACAUUAAGUGGGGAGGAGGUUGAGGAGACGGAGGUUGCAGGGUUUGUAGCAGACCAACAGACUUUCUUAUCCUCUAAUGUUAAAUACGACCAGUUACUUCAGGUAACGGGAACAUCCUGUCGACUAGUCAGCGAGAACAACGGCCAGUUAGUGUGUGAGUGGCGUCCACCAGAAGGUCGCAACAUCUCUGUGGUGGCAGCCAACAAUAACCAAGUGGUGGCAGCUGCAGGACAACACAUCUAUUACCUCACCAUCCAACCUGCUACUUUGAAACUUGAAGCAUCAACCACUGUGGAGCAUGAAGUUGCCUGCCUGGAUGUCUCACCACUCUGGGAGGAAGAAAUGGCUUCUGUGGUGGCUGUUGGUCUUUGGACAGACAUAUCUGCCCGAGUUCUUGCCCUUCCCUCACUGGAUGAAAAUGCCAAAGAGUUCCUUGGAGGAGACAUCAUCCCUCGUUCUAUAUUGAUGACCACAUUUGAAGGCCAUCAUUACCUGCUAUGUGCCAUGGGUGAUGGUCAACUCUUCUACUUCAGUUAUGCUCCUGCGACCGGCUACCUCUCUGAUAAAAAAAAGGUUGUUCUGGGAACCCAACCAACAACACUGAGGAGAUUCCGUUCCCUUUCAUCCACCAAUGUCUUUGCUUGUUCAGAUCGACCCACUGUUAUCUACUCAUCUAACCAUAAGCUAGUCUUCUCCAAAGUCAACCUGAGGGAAGUAACACAUAUGUGUCCACUUAAUGCAGAAGCAUAUCCCAGUAGCCUGGCCCUAGCCACUAGUGAGGGCAUCACCAUUGGAACCAUCGAUGAAAUACAAAAAUUACACAUCCGCACAGUUCCACUGGGAGAAACACCAAGACGCAUUGCUUAUCAGGAAGAGACAGAGACCUUUGGGGUGAUAACAAUGCGUGUAGAUGUGAUGGAUAAUAAUAGUCUGCGUAGUGGUGGCGCGUGUGCCUCCUUGGGUGCCCACUCUACUUCUGCUGCCUCAACCACUUCCAGCUUAUUAAAGCCACCAGUACAACCACCUCCAGAACCUGGACAAGAAGUUGAAACUCACAGCCUCCUUAUCAUAUCUCAAAAUACUUUUGAAGUGCUUCACUGCCACAGUUUUCACCCUGGGGAGUAUGCACUCAGCAUAUGUUCUACACGACUGAAGGAAGAUCCAACUGUGUAUUAUGUUGUGGGGACAGCACUUGUCAAUCCUGAGGAGUCUGAGUCGAAACAAGGACGGAUCAUUUUAUUCUCAUUUGCCGAGGGUAAACUGCAACAGGUGGCAGAGAAGGAGAUCAAGGGAGCAUGUUAUUCUUUAUGCGAGUUUCAGGGCAAGCUCCUGGCUUCUAUCUCAAGUACUGUAAGACUGUUUGAAUGGACGAAUGAACGAGAAUUGCGACUUGAGUGUUCACACUUCAACAAUGUUGCUGCUCUGUGCCUAAAGACAAAAGGUGACUUCAUCCUUGUGGGUGACCUCAUGCGAUCUAUGACGCUUCUACAGUAUAAGACAUUGGAAGGCAGCUUUGAAGAGAUUGCCAGGGAUUAUGAUCCAAACUGGAUGACAGCAAUUGAGAUUCUAGAUGAUGAACUCUUCCUUGGAGCAGAACAUUCUCAUAAUCUCUUUGUUUGUCACAAAGACAGUGCGGCCACAUCUGAUGAAGAACGGCAGCAGAUGCAAGAGGUUGGGAGGUUCCACCUGGGAGAUUUUGUGAAUGUGUUCCGUCACGGCACUUUAGUAAUGCAAGGAGUUCCCGAGGCAUCCACCGUCACCCAGGGAUGUGUUCUUUAUGGCACAGUACAUGGUGCUCUUGGACUGGUAACAAGUCUGCAUUUAGAACUGUACAAUCAGCUUUUGGAAAUGCAGAAGCGACUUGCUCGUAUUAUCAAAUCGGUUGGAAAGAUUGAUCAUGAUUUCUACAGAAGUUUUAGCACUGAGCGUAAAACUGACCGGUGUGAAGGGUUCAUUGAUGGGGACCUGAUUGAGAGUUUCUUAGACCUUAACCCAGAAAAGAUGAAGGAAGUGGCCCAGGGACUGAUGAUCAAUGAUGGUUCAGGUAUGAAGACUGAAGCUACUCCAGAUGAUCUUAUUAAAACUGUGGAGGAGCUCACUAGAAUCCACUGAACACUUAAAAGUUAAGAUAUUAUAAAUUAUACUUUCAAUACUACAAACUCCUCAGAAGAUAGAGAUGAAUCAUUAGAUUUUCAUCAGUGACAACAGGAAUCUUGGAACAACAGCAAAGUUAACUAGUAUUAAACUUUCAGCUUAUGAGUAAAUGUUUGUUUUAAUUAAGAGUACACUGAUCCAUGUGUUCUCUAAGUAUCUCCCAUAACCAGUGUUAAUAGAUCCUUGAUUAAAAAUGAUUCUUGUUAGUUGCAGCACUUUAGUAUACUGUACUGUAUAUCCUGCAAUUGGAGUUUGAUCUUUUGGUAUAAUAGAAAAGUUUAUGCCAGUAUUUGCUGCAGUUGUAUUAUGGGACUGACAGUAAAAUAUUUAAGGUAUGUUUAAUCUAACAUCUUUUUUAUCUAGGAAUAUCUAUAAAGUGUUGCUGAUGAGUGGAAUCAUAUUUGACAAAAUGAACAAUAUCAAGUACAGUAUGUAUUAAACAGGUUUCUAUGGACUCAAGUUCCAAAGAAAAAAAAAAUGGUGCCCCUCCCUAUUUAUAUUUCUGAAUACAGUAAUUUGGAUUCAUCUCAAGCUUGGCUUUAUGAAGGAAUGACAAAUGCAAUACCAUCAAGUACUUGCUACAAGCAAAUUUUUCACCACUGUAAAUCACCUGGAGGUAACAGCCAAUGUAGUGGUAAAAUUUUAAAGCUCUUGGAAGAUACAGUAUAUGAAAUGACAUGCACAUUGAAACAAUGUAAAACUUAAGUGACUCAGAUGUUUCCCAGGAGGUACUUAGGAUAUUUAUUGCUGUAGUUCACAGUCAGCUAGUCAGUUUGAAACAGCUUAAUUGAAGACAGUUUGCAGCAUUUAAUAUGCCACAUUAAGCACGCAAUUGAUCAUAUUGAGGUUAAGCACACCCAUGAAGGGUUUCCCGAGUGUCUUAAAUAUAUGCUAUAAACAUAUUUUGGCUUCCAACAGAAUAAUUUAAAUUAAAACCGAGCAAUUAGUAAGUAGCAACAACUACUGAUUAUUUGUAAUGCAAUAUAUAAAUUUUCUUGUGGCCUUUAUAAACUGAAAAAGCUUUGGCCAACAUCAAUCAUGUUAAUUUAAUACAGGGUAAGUUAUAAUAUAUGUUAGCCAUUUUCAGCACAGAAACCAUGUUUUAUCUCUCAUGUACCAGCAACACCAGGGAUAUUCACAUGUCGUACACAACAUUUUUACUGUGCAAUCAUGCUUGAAGCAAACUCCAAGACUCAUAAAUUAUUAUUUUAAUUACUACUACUAUUAUUAUAGUGUGUAUGUGUAAGUUAAUGUUAACGAGUGUGCAUGUGUGUGCCUAAUUGCUGACAGAUUCAUUCCAGUGGUCACAUAAUCUGAGGCAUUACCAAAAUUAGUGCUACUUGUGACAUAUCUUUACAGGAAAGAAAAUUAUGUAAAAUAUCGUAAAAGCAUAGAUGCAGGGUUGAUAAGAUAAGAGUAACUUGGCCUUGUAUUGCAGCCUGGGUUCUGGAGCAUGAUGUAUACAUUAUGCUUUCCAGCCAUAGUACAGAGGCUUCAGAAAUAAUACUUUUUGAACAGACAUGGCGCAUAUAAAUUGCAUUACCAGUAUAUAAAUAUUAGUAUGCCUUUGAAUUUUGUGGUCAGGUGCCUUUUAUUUAACAAACCUCAACAUUAAAAUUGGUUGUAGAGAAUCUUGAUUAUAUCUACCACACUACCAAUACGAGUGUCAUUACUUCAGACUGAAAUUGGGUGUACGUAUUUUUUAACAUAAUUUGCCUUUCCAAGAUUUCCCAAAUUUACAGAAUAACUUGCCUUGUUAAUCUGGUUUCUGUUAAUAUUAGCACCCUUCGAAGUUCCAACUUCCCACAAGAAAAAAAAACUCCCUUUAUGCUGCCUUCAUACCUCACAAGAUGGUCAUAUAUGCACAGGAUAUUUAGCAACCACAAAACUAACCUGUUCACAGAACAGUAUUCAGAAUCCAACAGAUCUUUUCUUGAAGUAUAAGUACAUAAUAAUAAUGCAUUAAUAAUAAUAUUAUAGUACUGUACUUGUGAAGCUGGCAAUGUAAAUACAGUAGACCCUUGCCAUUAGUGAGGGAUAGGUACCAAGAAAUGGCGCGAAUUGGCAAAACCACGAAUAACAAAUUUUACCACCUUAGUGCACUACUGUAUAUCUAUACCAAAUAACUGACCAGACAUGGCAGCACUCAAACCAGGAAAAAUCCCACAUCCCCAAAGUUUUUCUGGGUACUGGGAAAGUUUCUCAGAAUUUUCCGGAAAUUGUGCAUUACUGUAUUUCAUCAUCUGAAUUUGCUCCCAGAACUGGGAAGAAAAUCAGUUUCCAGAAAUUUCAGAAAAUGCACCUGAUUUUCAGCCUCAGAAUUUGCUCCCAGACCCAGAAAAAAAGGAGUUUCCAGAAAGAAAAUGCGCCUGAUUUUCAACUUAAGAAACUCGUUCAUAGACCCGGAAUUUAGAGAAUUUUUUCUGUAAAAUUUUCAGGCAAAUUUCAAUUCUGGGUUUUGAAGAGUUCUGCCUAACAGAGGUAUUACUGUUAAUAGUAAUUAGAAAUACAUGGUAGCUAGCUAAUAUCAUCAAGGGAAGAAGAUCAACUAGCAUAUGUUGUCUAUGAUCUGAACUAUAUAUUAUACUUAUUUUCUGUUGAUGCUUACCAGGCUUGGGGUAUGUCAAGUUACGAAUCAUUGCAAUGCACGUGCAAGGCAUUUGUCAGUGCCAUCUUUUGCUGCAACACAUAAACCAAGCAAGAUCUCAGUGUUUUUAACAUUGCUCUCAGCCAGUCAUUUGAAGUAUAUUCUUAGUCCUCAUAGCUGAAAUAUGGUAGCUCUUGAUCUGCAACUUCAUACUUUGUUGAUUGCUGAAGGGUGAUCAGACAGCCAGAAAUUUACCUCAGCCAUGAAUUUUUUUAUAGUAUGAAAAGAGAAUAUCCAAAAUACAAUAAGGUAGAAUUUUUUCCCCCAUAGCUUAUUACUAUACUCACCCUUUAUUACCUACACUACUAAAGAGAAUAUGAUGGUGGUUACACUCAUUUUUUGAAGUUGUUAUAUAAAUAUGCUUUGUGAUGAAAUGCAACAGUGAUUCUUAUAUGUGACCACUGACGUCCUGUGUAUAUUGUGUCUGUCAUUUUUGUUUGUGUAGGAAUGAGCGAGUGCAUGCUCAUGCAUAUACUGCAUUUUGAUUAAAAUGGUCUUUGAUGUGUGUGUGUGGGCAUGUAUUGUGUAUGAAUAAAUUAUUUAUAGCAAGA
This is a messenger RNA of Homarus americanus (American lobster), 6709 nucleotides long. RefSeq names its product DNA damage-binding protein 1-like (gene pic). The record is from RefSeq and is a predicted model, not a curated record. Gene Ontology annotation, cellular component: nucleus; site of double-strand break. The transcript has 24 exons. Lineage: Eukaryota; Metazoa; Arthropoda; Malacostraca; Decapoda; Nephropidae. The coding region runs from base 53 to 3469 and encodes 1138 amino acids. Gene Ontology annotation, biological process: DNA repair; proteasome-mediated ubiquitin-dependent protein catabolic process. Gene Ontology annotation, molecular function: protein binding; nucleic acid binding.